AUGAAGAUCGCGAUCUUCGGAGCCACCGGCAGAACCGGGCGGGUCACGCUGGGGCUGGCGCUGGAGCAGGUUCGAGUCUCGGUCCCGAUCCCAAAUCCCGAUCCUGGAUCCCGGUCUCGAUCCCGUUCCCGCUUCGAUCCGGUUCGGUUCGGUUGGGUUCGGUUCACGGCACCGGGGAUGAAGAUCGCAAUGUUCGGAGCCACCGGUAGAACCGGGCGGGUCACGCUGGGGCGUGCGCUGGAGCAGGCCCCUACCUGUGGGAUCAUCGCCCCCCGCAUCGCGCAGGAGCAGGAGCUGAGCAUGGAGAGCAGGGAGGAGAAAUGCCCGCGGCAGGAGCUGGUGGAAGAGGCCGUUUUGAGCGGCUCCACGGCGCAGGAAGGCAACGGGGAGGAAAAGGCGCGGAGAUGCCGCACGAGGAGGGGCUGCAAAGGCAGCUGGCGGGGAUGUGAGGGGGAAAGAGGCGGCCUGGGCCGGGAAGGCGGCCGGAGAUGGAGCCAGAGCUCGGAGCUGGUGCUCCGUGAGCAGCUCCGUGAUGGGGAGAAGCCCCACACGUGCGGGGAGUGUGGGAAGAGCUUCAGGUGGAACUGCGGACUGAUCGAACACCAGAGGAGCCACACUGGGGAGAGGCCCUACGAGUGUGGGGAGUGUGGGAAGAGCUUCAGCAUCAGCUCCCACCUGAUCAGGCACCAAAGGAUCCACACUGGGGAGAGGCCCUACAAGUGUUCCAAGUGUGGGAAGGCGUUUCAGAGCAGGUCCCAUCUCAUCGAGCACUAUCAGACUCACACAGAGGAGAGGCCCUUCCAAUGCCCUGAGUGUGGGAAGGGAUACAAGAAGAACUCCACCCUCAUCAUUCACCGGCGCAUCCACACAGGGGAGAGGCCGUACGAGUGUGAUAAAUGCAGGAAGAGGUUUCAGACCAGCUCUCAUCUCCUCCUGCACUAUCGGAUUCACUCAGAGGAGAGGCCGUUCUGCUGCCCCGACUGUGGGAAGGGAUUCAAGUACAACUCCAUCCUCGUCACCCACCGGCGCAUCCACACUGGGGAGAGGCCCUACGAGUGUCCCCAGUGUGGGAAGAGCUUCUCCAGGAGCUCUCACUUGACCCAACACCAGCGGAGGCACCGGUAAGGGAAGCCCUGCGAGUGCCCCGAGUGCGGGCAGAGCUUCGUGCGCUGCUCCAGCUCCAUCCCCCACCGGAGGAGGCACUUUGGGCACAGCCCUGGUCACUCACAUUCCCUGUGAUCCAUGCUGG
This is a messenger RNA of Melozone crissalis (California towhee), 1249 nucleotides long. RefSeq names its product zinc finger protein 239-like. NCBI's taxonomy places the organism in Eukaryota, Metazoa, Chordata, Aves, Passeriformes, Passerellidae. The record is from RefSeq and is a predicted model, not a curated record. The coding region runs from base 1 to 1125 and encodes 374 amino acids. The transcript is spliced from 4 exons. Gene Ontology annotation, biological process: regulation of transcription by RNA polymerase II. Gene Ontology annotation, molecular function: DNA-binding transcription factor activity, RNA polymerase II-specific; RNA polymerase II cis-regulatory region sequence-specific DNA binding.